Striga asiatica is the source of this 1090-nucleotide messenger RNA. NCBI's taxonomy places the organism in Eukaryota, Viridiplantae, Streptophyta, Magnoliopsida, Lamiales, Orobanchaceae. The record is from the annotation of a GenBank genome assembly.
GUGACCCCACCCCGCUUCAAUGAAAAUGAUAAAAGAUGAAUCGAGCCCUAAUAUAUAAGCUAUCGCGCACCUCAUUCAGCUCGCCCCCUCCUUUGGCUCCUCUCUCUCUCAUCGAAAAAGAAGAUAAACAAAUCCGUCCGUUUAAUCGCCGCCGAGCAUGUCGGACGAGGAGCAUCACUUCGAGUCGAAGGCCGACGCUGGCGCAUCGAAGACUUACCCUCAACAGGCUGGGACCAUUCGUAAGAACGGUUACAUUGUUAUCAAAGGCCGUCCCUGCAAGGUUGUUGAAGUUUCGACUUCCAAAACUGGAAAGCACGGGCAUGCUAAGUGUCACUUUGUGGCGAUAGACAUCUUCACAGCCAAGAAGCUUGAAGAUAUUGUUCCCUCUUCCCAUAACUGUGAUGUUCCACAUGUCAAUCGCACUGAUUACCAGCUCAUCGACAUUUCCGAGGAUGGAUUUGUGAGUUUGCUGACUGAGAAUGGCAACACUAAGGAUGAUCUCAGGCUUCCAACUGAUGACAAUCUGCUUUCCCAGAUUAAGGAUGGAUUUGCGGAGGGAAAAGACCUCGUUGUGAGUGUUAUGUCGGCUAUGGGAGAGGAACAGAUCUGUGGUCUCAAAGACAUUGGUCCUAAAUCCUAAAUCAUGUGUUUUUUUCUUUUUUCUUUGCUUGCCAGGAGUGUUAUCCCCAUGAUUUUUAAGUUCUGUUUGUACCAGACAUGAUAUUUAUAUAUUGGUGAAUGACGGGAGGGACCUUUGACCAUCCAUAUAUAUUUCAGUCUCUGGAGACUAAAAUAUUGAUGGUUAUAACAAACACCCUCGACAAAUGGAAAGACAAAUGUCCUUUAUGUGGAUCAAUGUUGUGUUUUUAUUUUAUUUUGUUAUGUUAUUAUACUUUUUUUUGUUUUCCUUUCGAUGGGGAAUGUCUAAUGUAAGCCUGUUUUGUUAUGGUAUUGGGGUGAAUUUGAUUUGGUGUCAGUUGUCCUGGCUGGCUAUAUAUAAUAUGAUGAACUUUUUUACUCGUUUCUCUGAGGGAAUGAUGACAAAAGGUCUUCAUUUAAAGAAUAAAAAUAAAACAUUGCUCCAUUUUGG